UCCUCAAGACAAUUUCUCAAGCAUUUCAAAAAAAAUAAAUCCUCUUUCACACCUCUUUCUUUCCAAGAAAUAACAUUAUCUCAUUCUCAAGUCAGUAGUUUUAUUCCCUUUUUCAAACGUAGAGAAUGAAUAAGCAAAAGGUUGUUAUUGGGUUAUCGAUACAUGGUAAGGAUAAAAGAUCACGGUCCAAGGCUUUCAAGAUUGCCGUUUCUCAGCCAGGUGUGAAUUCAGCAGCUAUUAAAGAGGGAGAAAAUAACCAGUUAGAAGUGGAGGGUAACCAGAUUGAUGCAGCAGUGCUAAUCAAACGGCUUAGGAAGAAAUUGAAGAAGGGAGCAGAGUUGUUGAGUGUUGGCCCUGUUGACAAGAAAGAUGGUAACAAAAAAGAGGAUCCAAAAAUAGAAUUAGUUCCAAUGAUGCAAUGGCCAUCUUAUAAUUACCCAUAUCAUGUUGUACCUCAAUAUCCAUUUUAUGAAGUUACAGAGUCAUACCCAGGUGGCUGCUCAAUUUUGUGAAUUCGUGAUGAAUAUAUGAUAAUGUGUAAGCAGUGUCGACUUAUUGUUACAAUUCAAAUACUAUAUAAGUUUAAAUUUGAA
This is a messenger RNA of Solanum dulcamara, 593 nucleotides long. RefSeq names its product heavy metal-associated isoprenylated plant protein 12-like. The record is from RefSeq and is a predicted model, not a curated record. NCBI's taxonomy places the organism in Eukaryota, Viridiplantae, Streptophyta, Magnoliopsida, Solanales, Solanaceae. The coding region runs from base 126 to 512 and encodes 128 amino acids. The transcript has 3 exons.